CGCGGCAGGCGCAGAUCCAACGGCUGACUCUGUUCCCUGGAUCCGCUCAUCACCGCUGCCUCACGUCGCUGUCUCUCGGAUCUGCUGGAGGAGAAAUGGCUGCAGCUCUGUCCCGUGCCCUCAAAUUACCCGGGAAGAAGGGCUCGGACCUCGGCGAGUACGACCCUCUCACCCAGGCGGACAGCGAGGACGAGAGCGAAGAGGACGACCUCGUGCUCAACUACCCCCGGAAUGGCCUCGCCGGCAGCCUCGGCGCCGGCUCCUCGAAGCUGCGAGGCAGCCGCUCCGGAAGACUCGUGGGGGACGAGGACGAGGCGCAAGAGGACGAGGACGACGAGGACGAGUGGAGGGAACGUCUCCCCGCUAAGUCCCGGGCGGACAGGGACGACGUGACGGGCGCGCAGUACCGGAGCCACAGGGACUCGGACCGGGGCGGCGAGGGCCGAGCGGGGCCCGGCGCCUCGGGGGGCUCCGGGGUGGGGGCGCACGGCGCCGACGCGGAGCAGAAGAGGCGGAGGGCGAGGAACGCCGUGCGCAGUGCCUUCUUCCUGGUGCCGCUGGUGUGCGCCGCGCUGCUGGUGCUGCUGUGCGCGUUUCUCCUGCCCUGCCAGAAGAGAGAGCUGGAGAAGCGGCCGCAGUGGGAGAGCGCGCUGGGGGAAGCCGGAGGCGUCACACCGCCCGCGCUGUCGCUGUGGGACGUUGACGGCGACUCGGUUGAGGACGUGUUCCUGGGGGUCACCGAAUGGACCAACGACACCCGUCCCGCGCUCGGGAACAAAGUCUACAGCGCGGUGGCCCUGUCCGGGGUCAGCGGGCAGGUGCUGUGGAGGAAAGUCAUGCGGGAGUCGGUGAUGUACAUCCAGUGUGGUCUGCAGUACAGCGGCCAGCCGUCCCCCGUGGUCCUCCUCAUUGGGAAGUCCGUCCUCAUGGCGGUCAACGGCACCACAGGGAAGACCUUGUGGUUGGUCCAGCUGAAGAACAUUGAAUCCCAGGCGGUGUUACUUCCAGACCUCCAGGGCGACCUGGUGCCAGAUCUGCUGGUUGCCACCCUGCCCGCAGACGAGACGUUGGACCUCUCCCUGACGCUGCUCUCGGGGCGGACGGGGGCGAAGCUCGGACACCCCGUGCCCUUUAACCUCACCGGCCAAGGAAAGCUGAUUGGUCCUCUGCUGCAUGAGACGCAACAAGGGGCUUACUACAUCCUCUUUGGACUGGGUAAUGUAGAGGCCAUCUCCCUACGGGACGUCUACAUUCGAGCCACUAUGGGAAAGAUGCCCAUAACGCAGGCCCUGAGAGGGAAGGAUACAGGAUGGGAGGGACUCAAGAAAACCAAUUCCUCCUCCUUCAUACACAUUUACAGGGGAUCUGAGCGCGUGGAGUUCCUGCUCCCUCUCCUGCCCGGCCUCGGAGACAACCACAACAGCCUGGACCCAGCGUGGAACCUGAACUCCUCCAAGAGCGACUGGGUGCUGGUGUACGGCUCCAGCAAGCUGUCAGUGCUCCGGCAGAAGGACAUACGCAAAGAAUGGACUUUCAACUCGGGCCCCAUUCACAGCCAACCGGCCCCGGGACACUUCAACGACGACGGAAUCCUCGAUCUGUUCAUUCAGCAUUCAGCGAACGGCAUCAUGAAGGCGCUGGUUGUCGAUGGAGCAAACGGGCAUCUUCUGUGGUCGGCGGAAUUUGUGUGUCCCCGCCUCGUUCUGGAAACGUCCGCCAUCGCCACCUCCACCGGCCAAUCGGCUUUCCUCUUCUGGGCCGGCGAUCCAAUCAAAGCACCAAAGAACGUCACCACGGCGACGGUGUCCCCGGGUGUCGCCGCAGCCGAGCCGCUCAUCCGAAAACUAUUCCUGUUGCACCCGGCGCACGCCACCGUCCUGCUGGAGCUCACCAGCACCACGGACACGGCGGUCACCUCCGCAGUGAGCUAUCAGGAGCGGACGAAAGACGCUUCCUACAUCACAGUGUCCUCGCGACCCACGGCCGACUCGGAGCCCGGCGCCCGGGUGAUCAAGAGCACGAGCCUCCGAGCCGCCGUCAUCAAAGGGCAAAUAGUCCGACUGGAGGAGAGCGGGAAGUCGGGGGGGGUCGUCAAACCUGGCGCGUUUGAGGUCAACAAGUUCUUCAGGGGUUUGUCCUUUAAGCACCAGGUGAGAGAGACGCACUCAAGCGCGACGUCGUUUUGAGAGCCGCGGAUUCAUCGCCGAGUCCGUUCGACGAUAAAUCCGUCCCGUGUUGCGUUGUUCAGUGAGGGACCACGACAGACGCUGCCUCGCCAUUGAAGACUCCCAUGAGGAUUUAAGGAGGAGAAGGAAGGGGGGGUGCGCCGCCCCCGACACUGUGGAGACACACUGCAUUCAUCCGGAGCUGUACAUACAUCUCGUUUGGUUCACCAAGUGUGAAUUUGUUUUCUUUUACUUGAGAUUUCUCUGUAUAAAGAUUAUUUAUAGCCCGGUUGUGUUUUUAUUGCUUCUUUAACGUCUUUAACUUGCAGUGUUUCCCCUGCCUUUCAAUUAGGGGGGCGUCAUGCCCCCCCAAGAAAGUCUCUUUUUAAUGUUUACAAUUAUCCACUGACCUCUGCGCAUGGCGAAGUCUUUAAUAUUUGAUUGAAUGUUAAUGAUUUUUUUGACUUGAUACCAAGAAGAUUAACUCAACUACUUUAGUUCAUUACCGACAGGGAAGCACAACAAUCUGUAUAUGUGUUUAAAGUCUGCAGCACUAAUAACUCUUCCAAGGCCAGUAUGUUCAUUUGGCUUCCUUUUGUUGUCAUUAAGCCACUAAUGGUGUUCUUUCUGCUCUGUAAAUAUUUGAUGCGGUACAGUGUUGAUUUAAUUUCUUCAACGUUUGCAAACUCAUUGAAUUUGUUGAUUUAUGUUGUGAAAUAACUUAUUAUAUAAUCAAUUUUUUUUCUCUCAAAAUAUGUGGCUGCUAAAGGGUAUGGCAUUAAAUGUAAGCUGCGACUUCACAUACCGCCAGUGAAAGUAUGAAAAUGAAUUCUUACAGUAACGUGUA
Gasterosteus aculeatus aculeatus (three-spined stickleback) is the source of this 3012-nucleotide messenger RNA. RefSeq names its product family with sequence similarity 234 member B (gene fam234b). The record is from RefSeq and is a predicted model, not a curated record. NCBI's taxonomy places the organism in Eukaryota, Metazoa, Chordata, Actinopteri, Perciformes, Gasterosteidae.